Messenger RNA from Pogonomyrmex barbatus (red harvester ant), 4554 nucleotides. RefSeq names its product cell division cycle protein 27 (gene Cdc27). The record is from RefSeq and is a predicted model, not a curated record. Gene Ontology annotation, molecular function: protein binding. Gene Ontology annotation, cellular component: anaphase-promoting complex; cytoplasm. Gene Ontology annotation, biological process: metaphase/anaphase transition of mitotic cell cycle; protein ubiquitination; anaphase-promoting complex-dependent catabolic process. Lineage: Eukaryota; Metazoa; Arthropoda; Insecta; Hymenoptera; Formicidae.
CUGAUCCGCGAUCGCUGUGGUCGCCGUUGGCAGCUCUUCGAGCCCGUCGAGCAGUCGCUCGCUUCAAAAGAAUCGAAGCAAAGAUGGACUCCUAAGAGAUUUUUAUACACACCACGAUCGACCCGGAGGCUUUGGGAUAUUCCGCCGUUAAAUUCUCACCGAGGCACGCCCGGAGGGCCAACGUUCUUUUAUGAUCACGCUCGCGGGGUGUGAACGAUGAUCGUGCAGGAGCCAGUGCAGGCAGCCAUAUGGCAUUGUUUGAAUCAUUAUGCUUAUCCAGAUGCUAUAUUCUUGGCAGAACGAUUGUGUGCAGAAGUGGAUACAGAGGAAAGUUUGUUUCUUCUGGCAACAUGUUACUAUCGCUCUGGUCAGAUUAGGCAAGCUUAUGCCUUAUUAUCCCAAAAGGCACCUAGUUCGGCACAAUGUAGGUUUCUACUAGCAAAAUGUUGUUAUGAUUUGGAAAAAUAUGCGGAAGCGGAGGCUGCGAUAAUUGGCGGAUAUUAUAAACAAUUGAAGAAUCUGGAAGAGAUCAUAACUCAAUUUGGAGAACAGGCAUGUUUCUCCCUACAGAUAAUAGCGAAAAUUUAUUAUAAAAUGAUGCGCACUGCAAGAGGUAAUGAGGCACAUAAGUUGGCUUUAAAGUUGAAUCCUUUUCUUUGGCAUUCGUUUGAAGAGCUCUGCAAUGUCGGCGAAAAGGUUGAUCCUGCCAAGGUUUUUCAAUUAGAUAAACUAGAUUCCUUUGCCAUGUGCCAUGGUACCGCAUCUACUCUCAACUAUGUCACCGAACCAGAUCUUAUUGUACCUGGAAAUAAUGCCAACAGUACACCCAUAUCGAACGGCACUAAUAUAACACCCGUGACGACAACGUCAACGCUGAUAAAUGGCGGCCAGGUGCCUCCGGCACGAUUGUGUUCCACUAUCGAAGAAACCCCACAAAACGCGCCAAUUCAUUACAGCAAUUGCUCCUCGAUAUCUCCGAGGACCAAGUUGUCGCGUUAUCGCAGCAUGUUCAGCAAUUCUAUGAGCCCGCUCACCCCCAGCUUCGGUAUCUUGCCGCUGGAAAACAACACGCCUGAGCCGACGAUUCCACCCUCACAUACGACUCUUACGGAAGCCAAUGAUCAAAAGAGCUUGGCGAAACGCGUUAGUAGUUUAAGAGCUCAUGUAGGGCAAUUAAUGUCGAGGAAAGAAACACCGUUGCAACAAGGCAAAUCGGUAUUUUCCCAAUCAGGCAAUACAAGCAAUACUGCCAAUAUUGUGACAGUAACAGCAGCUAAUCCGACUUCACCUCCGUCACCGACAUUUCAAGGCACCAACGUUAGACGGUCAUCGCGACUGUUUAGCCAUAAUUCAGUAAAAGAAAACAAUAAGUCACCUAAUAGAAAUAAAUUUGCAACUCCGAAGUCUCCGUCUCGGAAGACGAAGGCGAGGCUAUCCAAGGCGAAUUUGAACAAAGCCAACUUUGAAUUAAAUGAGAGAAAUAGGAAUGAAAAAGAAAAGAGUGAAACAAUCACAUCAGAGAAAGCUGUGGCUAAUGCGAACGCACUCAAUACCCAGAAUAAUAAUAUUCAUUCUGGGAUCACAUUACAAAAGCAAUCAGCAGAAGGAUUGAUGUCUUUAUUACGAGAAUUAGGAACGGCGUAUCAGUAUUUGAGUCAGUUCAAAUGUACGCAAGCUGUUGAAAUUCUAAGUUUAUUACCGACGCAACACUAUAAUACAGGCUGGGUACUUUCUAUGCUGGCUCGUGCACAUUUCGAAAUGAUGGAUUAUAAAAAAGCUGCCAGUUAUUUUGCCGAAGUGCGACAGUUAGAACCACAGAGAACAGAGCUGAUGGAGAUUUAUAGCACUGUCCUGUGGCAUUUGCAUGCGGAAGUACAAUUGUCUACGCUUGCUCAAGAUUUGGUUUCUCAAGAUCGUAAUUCAGCGGCGGCAUGGUGCGCCACAGGCAAUCUUUUCUCGGCGCAAACGGAACAUGAAACAGCGAUUAAAUUUUUCCAAAGAGCUAUUCAGGUGAAUCCUAAUUUUCCAUAUGCCUAUACAUUACUAGGACAUGAAUAUGUUUUAACUGAGGAACUAGAUAAAGCAAUUACUGCUUUUCGUAAUGCCAUUAGACUUGAUCCCAGACAUUAUAAUGCAUGGUUCGGAUUGGGAACGAUAUUUUCGAAACAAGAGCAAUAUAGUCUAGCUGAGUUACAUUUUAAACGGGCCUUACAAAUAAAUCCGCAGAAUUCUGCGCUAAUGUGCCACAUAGGUGUCGUGCAGCAUGCCCUAAAGAAAACCGACCAGGCGUUAAAGACACUAAACACAGCAUUAACUAAUGAUCCAGAUAACACUUUAUGCAAAUUCCAUCGUGCAAGCAUUAACUUCUCCACUGGUCGACAUUGGGAAGCUCUUAAAGAAUUCGAAGAAUUAAAAAAUAUUAUUCCCAAAGAAUCUCUAGUCUAUUAUUCGAUAGGAAAGGUGCAUAAAAAAUUAGGUAAUACGCAUCUUGCAUUGAUGUACUUUAGUUGGGCAACAGAUUUAGAUCCGAAAGGAGUUAAUAGUCAAAUUAAGGAGGCUAUAUUGAGUCCGGGUCAGGGAGAUGACGAUUCUCCACCGACACAAUCAGACGAACAGCAAGCACAAAGUAAUUCACAUUCAAUGGAACAAGAUAUCGAAACCAACCGAGAAGGAAGUGCCGCGCCUCUUGCCGGAAACGUCUCUGUCGAGCCUCAUGCCGACGAUAGCGACGAUAGCUUAUGAAAACGAUACAUGAGAAGAUUUCCGUGAAAAAAAUAUGAAGCUUUAUCCUCGAUCAUUCAAAUUAUUUCUCUUUCUGAUGAUGAUCUAGCUUUGAUUACUGAAUUGAUAAAAUCACUGAUGCGGGGUUAUGGAUCUAAAGUGAAUGAUUAACAUUUUUUUGCAAAUCAGUUGAAAUUGAUUCGGUUAAAAGGGAUUCGGUUAUGUUAUUUUUUUCGCAUGAAAUUCUCUUUUUAUCUUACACGAAUCCGAAGUUCUUAUAUACAUGGAUGUAUUUGCGACAAUAUAAGACUCGCAUGUCGUAUCCUUCGUCAACUUGUACAUUACGCAUUCGCCUCUGUAUAUUUUUUUACGAUUGCUCGAUCUUUUGUAUUUCUUCAUGCGUUCUUCAAUAAUCUCUUGUGCCUCGUUCCGUCUCGCGGACUAAAUAUUGUAUCAAGUCAAACGUGAUACUGAUGUGAAACGUAAAACGAAAAAUUUACAAAGCUAAUGAAGUUUGAUUUCUAUUAAGCUUGAUUAGAAUAAUGAAGGAAGAAGGAAGAGGAUGAGUAAUUUAAUUCUCGUUCGCGGACGAAGCAUUAGAGAUUGUUAUACGGUUGAGUAGAACUAUCAUGUUGCGAAAAGAGAUGAACGAGUAUAAUCAUAAGUAUGUCGUACAUAUAGUUAGGUAAUAUAAUUAAUUAAUCGUUCGUGAAUAAGGAGGAAGAGUCUUGUGUAAAUGUAAAUUAUUAUUACUGUGUAUUUACCGCUAUUAUUAUUACUAUUACUAUUAGCGCUACCAUUAUGCUAUUAUUAUUCGUAUAAUUAUCAUUGUUGAUUUAGUGAUUGUGAAGAUAUCAUUGGUCGCUCAGCCUCGGAGCGACCACAGAACAAUCGUGCAAUUCUUGUCGCGAAGAUCCCUUGAUCCCAUCGAUCGAACGUACGAAUCCGAAACACCGCGACUGCAAUUUCGGUGGUUCAGUAAUUCAGCGCGAUUAUAUUCGGUCUUCGAUCUCGAUUCGAUAUCCGGAAUUAGCAUAACUCGCCUCGCAAAUGUCUAUAUAUAUAUAUAUAGAAAUACUCGUCGGAUUAUAUUCUUAAUAGUGCUGGACAGAAUUUAUGAUGUUUACGGCGUCGGUCUUCGUAUCGAUAUUAAGUGUACAAUGCAAAUUGUGUCGUUAUCCUCGAAUUUCGUCGAAUUUCCCGGACUAGAAAUUGCAAUUGUUACACUCCCGAAGGAAUAAGCGUAUAAAUAUAUACGUUUUCUUUAAUUUCAAAUGAAUUAAGUUAUGAUCUUUGAGCUUGUAUCGUUACGCGUGACUGUAACAUUUUAUAUUGUACACGUAAUUAAACGAAAGACACGUCACGGAAAAAAAAGGAAGUUACAGACAAAAUCGUCGACUGUGAAAUGCGUCUGUGUGGUGCACGCAGAUAUCCUCUUAUUUCUCUUCCGCUCCUUUGUAUCUCUAUCCUUUCCAAUUUAUUUAUUUAUUUAUAAUUCUCUUUUUCUUCUCUCGCGUUCUACAUUCAUCUCAUGUCUUUGGAAGGAAAGGAUGAGAACGAAGAGUUCUCUUUUUGCAUAUAGCGAAACGGUGUCUAAUUGUUAUUUAUUAUUUCAUGAUCCUCGUGCGUUUAUUGUUGAGCGGAAAUGGAAUCGCAACCAAGUAUCUUCCAAAGAUUUUAGGAAAUACGCGUAUGUAUGUGAUGUCUGCUCGCCUUUAUCCAGCCUCCGCGAUACAGAAACCGAGAAGGUUCGAUCGAAGUCAACAAUCGCUGCCGUGUUACUCGUUACAAAGAGGUGUAUGCGCAAAAUAAAGGCCUGCACUUUUUAUGAAA